AUGCCAUUAUUGAUCGACCCAUCCGCCAUCAUCUACUCCAACACUUCCAACGAAGCAACUACUUUUGUGCAAGCUAUCAACCAAUAUCUCUGUCUGACUGUGACUCGCAAUGCGAUCAGUCCUGUACCCCAAGUCUUCGACAUCAGUGCAGAAAUCUUCUGGAGAAUGCUGUCAGGCAUGCGAACAAAAUUGAAGUUGGCUUGGUUUCCGUUUCUAGCAGGCCUUUCCGGGCCACUGCAAGAGACUGACGAUCUGGAAAUAGUAGCGCUUUGUCUCGAUGGAUUCAAGAGUGCUAUGAAGAUAUUUACCUUCUUGAAUAAUGUAGGGGAGAUGAAGACGAAGAAUAUGGAGGCGAUCAAGGCUCUUCUCGAUGUUGCUGUCGCUGAUGGCAAGCAUUUCAGAGGCUCUUGGCACGAAGUGUUAACUUGGGUCAGCCAACUCGAGCAUAUGCAGCUCAUUAGCGAUGGUGUCGAUGUUCCAGAAAAGAAAGGCCGACCGCGCAAAUUGCCAGCAGAAGAGCUUGCGAACGAAAGUAGAUCUACACACAUAACGGUAGCGGCAGAUAUGGUCUUUUCUCUGAGUGAUUUUCUAUCUGGGAUAUGUUGUUUUUCUGUCCAUAUGCGGUCAGGGUGGCGGACAAUGUUCGGCGUGUUCCAAGCAGCGUCCAAAGUGCUCACUGAACGGAUUCCCAACUCCGCCUUCGAAAUCGUCACUAAACUAAAUCGGGAUCAUUUUUCUGAGAUCGUUCGUAACGGAGCGUUCAGUGAUCUGGUAGUGUGCAUCACCGACUUCUGCAAAGUGAGCAAGUAUCAGAAGAUAAGUCUGCUGGCGACAGGAAUGCUCAGAGGAGUCAUUCCCGUUAUGUUAGAUUCUGCGGAGUGCGGUUGGAGCACAGGACCUUCAUCUGAGACGAAUUCUUCCAUGGAUGAUGGCAUAGUAAAGUAUUGGUACCCCAUAUUGUUCGCUUUCUACGAUAUAAUCAUGAACGGAGAGGACCUAGAAGUUCGACGACUCGCCGUCGAUUCCCUAUUCACAACACUCAAGACUUAUGGAGACACCUAUCCUUUAGAGUUUUGGGAUACUUCUAGUCAAGAUCUCUCAAGGUUCAGCACGCAAGAGGACAUGAGCGUUUGGUUAUCCACUACAAUGAUACAAGCCCUGCGCGAUCUCAUAGACCUUUACACGUAUCAUCUUACUAUUCUGGAACGUUUCCUUGACGGGCUUCUGGAUCUUUUAUGCGUCUGUAUAGGUCAAGAAAACGAUACCUUGGCUCGAAUCGGAACAUUGUGUCUUCACCAAUUGCUGGAAAACAAUGUUUCGAAGCUAAGCCCUGCUCGAUGGGAACGUUCCGCAACUACGUUUGUCAGAUUGUUCAAGACCAUGACACCUCAUCAAUUAUUUGACGAGACUCUACGGGAAGAAAUUGCUGACAGUAGCUCGGAGAUCGCGGAGGAAACCAAUGGCCAAACAAUCCUUCCUGCACCUUUGUCAGAGCAAAAAAGUUCUUUAUCAGUUUGCUCGAAUGUUCAACGAAGACAAGGAUUUACGCACUGGGCUAUGGAAAAUGGACCACAAUCUUUCGACCUCCUCAAACCAGUAUUCAUGGGAUGCGCUACGAAGUCUCCGAAAGUCGUUGCGAUAUCUCUUGGUUCUCUUCAACGUCUUAUAUCCCUCAAAGCCGUUCCGAAAUCCACUGUGCCGGAAAUCAUCCGUAUCAUGGGCGAUGCAAUGAACCAGGGUGUAGAUAUCCAGCUCAAGAUAUUGCAAACAUUACUCGGGUUGAUAACAAAUUAUUUGGAAGUGCACAAUACGUUGUUGGGCAAUGCUUUGCUUUUGUGUUUCAAGUUACAAGAAUCACGAAUUGCAGUCGUAUCUAGUACGGCCACUGCAACUCUUCGGCAGCUCGUCGUGGUUAUGAUGGACAAAAUGGUCGAUGAGGAUCACAAGAACACAGACGCAGAAAUUGGAGAGGCGGAUAAUAGGCUCGCAGAAAUCACAUUACCAGAUGGCACCACCACUCCCCUCAGUCCUUCCGCAAAAGACGCGUAUUCCGUAUUCGAGGAUCUAUGUCUCUUGGCGAAUUUGGAAAAGCCUAAUUUCCUCAAGCUUGAAUCUCUCCAUAAGAUGUUCGCACUGGAGUUAAUUGAGAGUGUUCUGACGAAUUAUCAUGCAUUAUUUCGAAAACACCCUUCCCUGAUUCUCCUUUUACAACAUCAUCACUGUCCCCUUCUCCUCAAGGCGCUCUCAGACCGACCGACAUUCCCUCUCAUUUUGCGAUGCACUCGCGUCGUGUUCCUCCUGCUGAAGCAAUUUUGCCUCGAAUUGCAGACGGAAGCUGAGGUGUUCUUGAUGCUCCUUAUCGGUAUUAUUACGGACGAUAAUUCAGUGUCGUUGGAUACAAGCGGAAGCAGAAGUAGCAUCGCAUCGAAUGAAUCGUAUGGUCAUAAUCUGGAUGAGGGUGCUUGCAAUGGAGAUAAUGCGAGGAACAGUUCGUGCAGCGAUGCGGAACUCAUGCGUAAUGUAUGGGAUCGUUACGAUGCACAGGAACAUGGCUCAAAUGCUCUCAAAACCCUUAUUACUGCGCUCAAACGACUUGUCACAGAAAAGCCCGCUCUGCUCGGGGUAGGGUCGCAGAUGUUCGGUGUGGGUGUCAGCAGUAAUAAUGAUAGCCACUACGCAUUGUCACCCAGUGGUUCUGCUUAUUCGUUGGAUGGAGUAGUUGGGAUGGUUGCCACUGCGGCUAGCGCCACGGUAUCGAAUGUAGUUGGAAUGAUUGGCUCGAACGCUGGACUAAGCUUGCAGGGUUCAACUAUGAAACUGCAGUGUAUUGACCAACUGGACAAGGCCGACUCUCCUCCAAUUCCUGAAUCAUACGUCUAUCUCCUCGCCGUGCAAUGUCUCGUCUCUCUUUGUGAAGGAUUUGCAACAUUCGCUGCACCCCUUUACAACACCAUAAUCAUCCAAAAACCUUGCGCAGCAAGCGAGGCACCUAUCCGCGCACCACCAGCCUUGGACUUUACCAGCCUUUCUUCGGACGAUCCCUCAACAAAACAACUCCAAAUUGUACGGGAUAUUAUCGAAAGCAAUUGCCCUGCUCUACUUGCUGCGCUUUCCUUCGUCAUCGCAACAAAUCUUUGCGAUGAAAUUUUCGUUGAUAUCCUGGCAAGUUAUCAAGCCAUGACCAAUGUCUCUGGGAUGUUGGGUCUUACUACACCGAGAGAUGCCUUCUUCACGAGCUUGGCGAAGUUCUCUGUUCCCACACGGGUCGUGUCAAGUCUUGAUUCGUAUACAGACCCGCAGACUCCUCGCUCUGCAACCUCUUUUUCCGAAAAUCUUGGUGUCUACAUCUCCUGGUCUUUCUGA
This is a messenger RNA of Lentinula edodes (shiitake mushroom), 3363 nucleotides long. Its product is annotated as guanine nucleotide exchange factor in Golgi transport N-terminal-domain-containing protein. The transcript is spliced from 15 exons. NCBI's taxonomy places the organism in Eukaryota, Fungi, Basidiomycota, Agaricomycetes, Agaricales, Omphalotaceae. Bases 1 to 3363 code for a protein of 1120 amino acids. The record is from RefSeq and is a predicted model, not a curated record.